Messenger RNA from Hypomesus transpacificus, 3523 nucleotides. It is a transcript of the gene tmem214, whose product is annotated as transmembrane protein 214. The transcript has 17 exons. The record is from RefSeq and is a predicted model, not a curated record. Gene Ontology annotation, cellular component: endoplasmic reticulum; Golgi apparatus. NCBI's taxonomy places the organism in Eukaryota, Metazoa, Chordata, Actinopteri, Osmeriformes, Osmeridae. The coding region runs from base 130 to 2175 and encodes 681 amino acids.
GAAAUCCUCUCACUGUCAAACCGGACGCCCAUUAUUUAGCACGCACGGCGGGGUGGAGGCUACCAACCAGGAACAAGCAGAUACAGUAAUCUUAACCAAGAUAUCCAACAUUUAAGCAAGACGCUUGAAAUGGCUUCUAAUAAUGGUUCGGUUGGAAAGUGGGAAGUAGUUAAGAAAGGGAAGAAACCCAAUAACUCAGGAGGAAAAAACCCGGUGGCUGACAAGAAAUCCGGUGGGGGAAGGAAAGCGUUGACGGAAUCGAACCUCCACACGCUUCCUCCCCUGAAGAUGUCCACAAAUGUAUUUGACGGUUUUGAGAAGAUGAACAAGAAGCAGAACAAGGAACAGGUGCCGCCACCGGCCGAGCCCCAACACAAGAAGCCUGCGUCAAGCAAGCCCAAGACGUCAACCCCGGCCCCCACAUCCACUCAGCAUAAAACAGUAGAGGAUGCCUUUAAAGCCUUUGAUGUUGGGGACUUGAAGCACCAGUUGGAGCGCAGUCAGACUCUAUUCCCGGAAAACCCGUCCGUGUGGGUUAAAGACCUGGCUGGUUAUCUCAACCACAAACUGACCGCUCCAGACACAGAGCCCACACUCAGCAGCUAUGCUCACGAUUACCCAUACUGCCUUGCUGGGAAAGAGUUACAAAACGUGAUCAAAGGCCUGAUUGGUCGAUGUAGUGACACCCUGCCUGACUUCUUUGACCAUUGUGUUUAUACUAUGCUCAGAGAGCUGGACAAACACACAGGGGAGUCUCUUCACGGCUACAGAGUUUGUAUUCAGGCCAUCCUACAGGACAAGCCAAGAAUAGCCACACAAAACCUUGUUGAAUAUCUGGAGUUGCUGCGGUCAGUUCAGAACCGUCCAGUGAAGUGUCUGACCAUCAUGUGGGCUCUGGGCCAGGCUGGGUUCCAUGACCUGAGUCAUGGGCUGCGAGUGUGGCUGGGUAUCAUGCUGCCCGUGCUGGGGGUGAAGGCCCUGUCAUCGUACGCCAUCGCCUACCUGGAGAGGCUCCUCCUGCUUCAUACGAACCUGACGAAAGGAUUCGGCAUCAUGGGUCCCAAAGAGUUCUUUCCUCUGCUGGACUUUGCCUACAUGCCCAAGAACGCCCUGUCGCCAAGCCUCCAGGAGCAGCUCAGGCGUCUGUACCCUCGGCUGAAGGUCCUGGCGUUCGGAGUCAAGCCUGAGAGCACGCUCCACACCUACCUGCCCUCCUUCCUCUCCAGAGCCACGCCUCACUGCCCCAACGACAUGAAGAGAGAGUUGCUGAGCAGCAUGACUGAGUGUCUGUGUGUAGAUGUUCAGAGUUUGGGCGUGUGGCGGCAGCUGUACACUAAACACCUACCACAGUCCAGCCUCCUGUUGAAGCAUUUACUGAAGUCGUGGAACGUCCUGCCACAGAAGUUGCGCAAGAAUCUAGAAGAAACCGUCCAGUCAUUCAGAGUGACCAACGAGGAGAUGAUAGAAGUGUCAGACUCCCAGGAGCUUACAGAGUGCAAUACCCUGUGCCAUAGCCUGCAGCUGAAGAUGCGUGGCCGAGGCUUCCCCUGGUCCAGGCUGCUCCUGGUCCUGCUGGUGUUUGCUGCGGGUUUUGUUGCUCAUGAUGUCAGAGUAAAUGGCACAUUCUCAGACUCCACCACAGCCAGGUAUCUGCACAGUUCAGGGGUGAUGGCUGUGUCUCUGCAGGCCUGGAACAAAGUGACCCUAUACACCCAGCAAGGCCUCAGCUCUCUGGAGACCAACACCCCUUACUAUUACUCUGAGUGUGUGCGUGUUCUUGGACCAGUGCUGGAGCAAGGAUGGGACAAGACGAAGGCUGCCACAGUCCUCCUCAGUGACCACACCCUCCAGCUCAUCACCUGGAUCAGGGAAAACACACCCCUGCUCAUAGAAUGGCUCAGCGCCAACACCCCAGACAGCGUGUUCCAGGUGCUGGAGUACCUGAAGCAGCUCCUGCUGUUGCUCCAUCAGAACUACCUGCUGCCCGCCCUGGCAUACACAUCAAACCUACUACAACAAGCCUGGACCAGCCUACAGGAUUCUUGCAAUGGAGAGGUGUCUGUAUCCUGUCUCCAGGGCCACGCGUUGGCCUUCACCAACUCCACCUGGCACCUGCUCCAGGACACGACGUCAGCCCUGAAGACCUGGGCUCAGCAGCUGCUGAGCCGGGCAUGAGACACACAUCAGACACACACACAGCUCAGCUCUCAUACACACACACACACAACUUACACUUAUUCCCACUCGCACGCACACACACACACUGAGACUACCUUUGCUUGCGUUGGCCCCCCUCUUGGCCCCCCAUCAGCCAUGUCCAGAGGUGCUGGAAGAAGGAAAGCAGACUCUCUACAAUGGACCUUUCUCAAAAUUGUUAUGUCUUCUGGUUUAUUUCUACUGAUCUGCCUGCUAUUUUCUAACUGUUGUUUUUUUACCUAAACUUUUCUCACUCUGGAUGCAAAAAAGCCCCUCCUGUUUCUAUCUGUUGAUCACGCUACAACACAGUACAAUCUGAUUUUACAAACACAAGACGGAGCUUUAUAAAUAGAUACUCUGAUUUAUAAGUGGUUUCUAUGCAUUUCUUUAUGAACAGUUCCCUUGGUGAAAAGUUCCAGAGGGGGGAACAGACUCAAAGCCCACAAUCCUUUUUUGUGAUCGUACUUUGCCCUCACGAGUGUUGAAGGGCAGGGCAAGUUUUUAAGCUACAUCUCAGUGACCAUGGAGACUGGUCCCAUGUGUGUGUAUGUGUGUGUGUAUGUGCAUGUGUGUGUGUAUGUGUGUGUGUAUGUGUGUGUGUGUGCGCAUGUUUCUUGGUGUGUGUUUGUGCGCCAAGCCUCUGCUGAACAGUUUAUAAACUUAUACAGUUUAUAAGCUUAUAAAAAGCCUUUGUGUCAGGGAUCUAGGCUGUGGGAGAUGUGGAGGUGGGUCACAUCCGCUGGUCUGAUUGGCUCCCUCAGACGAGAUUUGAAACGUAUUAAUCCACCCUGCAGCAUGUGUAGAGCAGAAGAGUUUUCUACCAGUCCAGCCCUUGUAGGUGUAUGAGGUUGAGGGAAUGAGGUCACAUAGUGCAGUGAUGGAGAUGGAAGUUACCUAAUCUAAUUUAUCUAUCAUGCUCCCGUGAAGUUUUAAUUUUUUCUUAUCUCAUUUCGCCUGUCCUUUCCGUCUCUUUUCCUUAAAAUUUUUGUGUAAAAUUGAUACCAUACAGCCCCUUGUCUUGUCCUCACCCUUCUCUUGUGAUUUGAAAGCUGAGCACCGUGGAUAACUACUGCUGCCUCCCUCAUGUCUUUAUACUUGAAAGCUGAUGACCCAUUGUGUGCGUGUGUGCAUUGUGCGCGUGUUGGUUGUUGUGGAGUAAUGAAUGCUCUCCGACCUACCUCCUGUAUGCUUUGAAAGUUUAGCGUCCCGUUCCUCUUUCUUUCUUCUUGGCUCAUUAGGAGCCGUUAUGACCGUUGUGUCCUGAAACAAUGAUUAAUUUGUUACUUUGUAUAUGUAAAUGAUUUAUAAUAAAGAUUUCAGCCCCAAU